Messenger RNA from Paramuricea clavata, 292 nucleotides. NCBI's taxonomy places the organism in Eukaryota, Metazoa, Cnidaria, Anthozoa, Malacalcyonacea, Plexauridae. The record is from the annotation of a GenBank genome assembly.
AUGGAACUUUUGAGGGAAUAUGACAGUGAUAGUGACUCUGGUGAGGCUAAUAUACAAGAGUUGGAAAACGUUUAUCGCUCAGUGUACCUUAUUACGUAUAGUCAAGCCGAUAAAGCUGUACUUCCAUCAUGGAAAGACUUCGCUUUAAGAGUUGUGAAGUCCUUUUCGUCUGGCAAAGCUAAAGUCGUGCAAUGGUGUUGCUCAGAGCAAGAACACAGAAACAAGGGAAACAUAACCAUGCAUCUAGUAGUAAAACGUAAACAGAACCAAAACGAUGGCUCAUCUCCAAGAG